Molecule: messenger RNA, 1371 nt
Organism: Acanthamoeba castellanii str. Neff
Lineage: Eukaryota; Discosea; Longamoebia; Acanthamoebidae
Product: protein kinase domain containing protein
Exons: 9
Coding region: 1-1371 (456 amino acids)
Biological process (GO): protein phosphorylation
Molecular function (GO): protein kinase activity; ATP binding
Source: RefSeq, a predicted model, not a curated record
AUGGCACGUUGGAAGGUCGCGUUCGAUGAGCUGUCGCUCGAGAAGCGCAUCGGCAAGGGCAACUUCGGCGAGGUGUGGGUGGGCAAGUACCUGGGGCUCGAUGUCGCCAUCAAGCGUCUGUUCUUCACCGACGAUGAGUUCAUGCAGAAGUACAUUGAACGCGAAAUGGACACCCUCACGGGCCUCACGCAUCCCAACAUUGUGCAGCUGAUGGGCAUCUGCACCGACAAUAACGACGUGUACAUCGUUACCGAGUUCGUGACUGGCGGCAACCUACGUAAGAAGCUCAAGGAGAAGACCGUGGCCCUCUCCUGGACGCUCAGGGUCCGAUAUGCGCUCGACGUAGCCCUCGCGAUGACUUACCUGCACCACAAGAACAUCAUGCACAGGGAUCUCAAGUCGCCCAAUUUGUUGAUUGGAGGCAAUGGUCGGAUCAAGGUGUGCGAUUUCGGUCUGGCUCGUACCUCGCCCACCCAGAAGGACCAAUACAUCACCACCGUCGGCACGAACGAGUGGAUGGCGCCCGAGGUGGCCAUGCAGGACCCCUACGACCGAUCCGCCGACGUGUUCUCCUACGCCAUGGUGCUCUACGAGCUGUUGGUCAGGGACAAGCCCCCGCCGCGCAAGCUCAAGGACGCCUACGCCUGGGACGCCCCCAAGAUGAAGCAGACCAUUCCUCCCGACACGCCCGAGCCCCUGUGGAAGCUGCUGUGCGACUGUGCGGCGUUCGAGCCGCCCAAGCGACCGGAGUUCAAGGAGGUGGCCAAGCGGCUCAAGGCCCUCCUGGAGACCAUGCCCAAGGAGGAGGGCGACGACGGCCAGGACGUGGACGACACCGUCGACUACGCCGACGAGCCCGUCGCGAGGCGGGAGGACUCAGAUGACGAAGACGAGGAGGACGAGGAGACCAUCGAGACCACCAGUUACAUCGCGCGAGGCCAGGAGAUCACGGAGAUCACGAAGACCAUCAAGCGCGCUUUCCGUAAGCCCGAGUUCGUGCACAUCCAGUGCGCCAUCCCCAAGAAGCCCGCCUGGCGCGCCGGAGCCGACCUGUUCAUCACCGUCAAAGUCAACAACCAGUCGUCGAAGGACCUCAAGAGCUGCCGAAUAUUCAUCCAGGAAACGCACCAGAUGGGCAAGAAGAUCAAGGUGACGCGCUCGAAGCAGAACGAAGUGAGCGACGGCACCUUCCCCGUCAAGGCCAACACCCAAAUCGAAAAGAAUGUGCCGUUCACCAUCCCGGGGUCCGUCACCGAGUCCACAGACGAGCUCAAGCACGAGCUGGCCCUGGAGUUCAACCUCAAAGCCACCUUCGGCACGACCCACCUCAAGGCCUACCUGCCGCUCAACGUUGUCAAGGGGCGGAACUAG